Botrytis cinerea B05.10 is the source of this 1724-nucleotide messenger RNA. RefSeq lists its product as hypothetical. Lineage: Eukaryota; Fungi; Ascomycota; Leotiomycetes; Helotiales; Sclerotiniaceae. The transcript has a single exon. Gene Ontology annotation, biological process: protein phosphorylation. Bases 76 to 1656 code for a protein of 526 amino acids. Gene Ontology annotation, molecular function: protein kinase activity; ATP binding. The record is from RefSeq and is a predicted model, not a curated record.
GAACGUAGAAAUUAUCAAAGUUGAAUGUCGAUACUUGACCUGGAAUAACUCGUCUCAUAAGUAACUAUCAACAUCAUGGCUCCACCAUUUCCAAUCGAGAAGAGGGCGGUUGCUUAUUUGCGUACCAUUCCCACCAUUAACCUUCGAAAUAAUCCAAAUAUACCAGACCCUGGCUUACAGCUUGAGGAUAUUCAAAUUGAUUCCCAUCUGCGCAGCUAUGAGAAAUUUAUUCAUCUUGGAGUUACAGACACGCGGGAUCCUGGGAAACGUCAAUUUGAACUCAAGCUGUAUGCCAUAUCAGAUGAGGUGGACGAAGAAAGGACUCCCUCAUUUUCUCCAGCCAGCGAAGACGCAGUCACAUUACCAAGCGAAAUCGCCAGCAAAAGCUACAAUGCCAAACGCCAAGUUGAAAUAAAAGCCUACCUCCGAUAUAUCAAGAGUGGUCAUGAAACUAUCAAACAGCUUGAAGCUUUUCAUCAAUACCGCAAUGAAAGGGGCAAACUCAUGUUGGCCCAAUAUUUCAAGUUUUGUGACGUUGGAAAUGUCAAACAACUCCGUCGCGCCUACGUCAUCCAAAGAAGUCGGCUACCCGAAGCAUUCAUAUGGAAACUCUAUCAUAAGAUUAUUGAUGCGCUGGCUUUCCUUCACAAUGAUCAUCCGAAGUACGAUAAUGAUCCUUUACACAAAGGUCGCAAGUCAAUAAUCGUUCCAGACCUUGAUGCCGAGAAUGUAUAUCUUUGUUGGCCCGAAGGUGGAUCACAUAGUUUGGUGUAUCCAGACAUAAAGUUGGGAGACUUCGACACGGUAAAUUUUGUUGAUUUCGAAGGUGGGUUUCUGGAGGAGGACAUCACCGGUAUCGAUUACAGACAUAACCCCCCCGAAUUAAAUUGGUGGAGUGCCAAAAGUGAUAUUUGGCGUGCCGGCUCAAUUGUAUACUCACUAGUUUCUCAAUUAAGGACGACUACUAAGCUCGCUAUUCCCAAUGGCAAAACUUUUACAGAUCUUACGGAGGAGGACCAGAGGAGAAUCACAAUGGAUCCCAGAAGAGUACAGCCUAUCGACCACAUGUACAGUGGAGAGUUUGAAGCUAUGCUUCAAAGAUCCUUAGUGCUUGAUUAUAAAGAAAGACCAUCCGCCAGAGAAUUGCUACAAGAACUUGAAGGUCCGGCGACAGAGAGAGCGCUUAACUCGGACUUGUUUAGGGCAUUGCCUGGUUGGAUUGUAGAUGAUACCAUCCCGGGAAAGGAUAAUAAGUUCACAGAAGAACAUACUUUCUCCCAGGAAAGGCUCAAGCAAUUACUCCAACCAGGUGCAUUGGAAGCAGAGAAAGUGGUACAGAAGAAAAAAUUGGCAGCGGAGAAACAAGCGAUAAUUGAUGAAGAUAAACGAGUGGCCGCACGAGCAGAGAUGGUUCGUGACAAUCCAUCAGCCUUUGAUCGGUUUUAUGGGGACUGGUUACCUAGAGAGUUAGAAGAUGGGAAUCUCACUGAUAGGGACUUUCCGCUUGAUGAAUAUGCAGAAGAAGCUAUAGCAUUUGUAAUGGUCAGACGCAGAGGAAUAGAAGCCGGAACUUGGAUUGAUCCAGGUCCAACUUGGCAAGAAAUAAAGAAACUCGACCAAGAAGCUAAGGAUGCAGCGGCUGCUCCCCCACCUUAAACGCUCUCUACAUUGCGUCGUUUUUAUAUCGUUAAAUAUACUCAACUUGGUUGAGGUAUUAGUAUCCA